GUGUUGUUUAAUGUUUUUAACUGUUAACUGUUAACUGUAAACGUGUAAAUGUUGAAUUGAAAUGAUAAAUAACUGUAACAUAAAAUUGCUGCUGACAUCAUCAACAUCUGGCACGGAAAAUUACUAGAAAAUUCACAAGUUCAAGAUGUCGCCCGUGAUUUUUAUUUUUCACCGAUGCAAACACACGUUCAGUGUUCACUAUAUCAAUAACAAAUAAAAUUACUCUUCUAAGUGAUAGAAUGAAAAAAUGAAGCUGUUGAAUAAAAAUAUUGACAGAGAUGGUGGAGGGAGUGUCGUUUUGGUCCCGGAAAACCCAGAAGACAUGUGGCACGCAUACAAUCUCAUAUCAGAGGGAGAUUGUGUCUGCGGAUCAACGAUCCGAAAAGUCCAGACGGAAAGUUCAACCGGUAGCACCAACAGCACGCGAGUCCGCACUACGUUGACAAUCAACGUCGAGAACAUAGACUUUGACACCCAGGCAUGUGUUUUGAGACUCAAGGGAAGAAAUAUUGUAGAAAACCAAUAUGUCAAGAUGGGACAAUACCACACGCUGGAUGUCGAGAAGAACCGUAAAUUCACUCUAAGGAAAGUUAAAUGGGACUCGAUAGCGUUGGAGCGAAUUGACACAGCAUGCGACCCGUCUCAGAAUGCUGAUGUGGCUGCUAUUGUCAUGCAGGAAGGAAUAGCUCACAUAUGUCUGAUCACUUCGAACAUGACGAUAGUGAGGGCUAAGAUUGACCAGGUUAUUCCUCGCAAACGGAAGGGCAUGACUUCCCAGCACGAGAAAGGCUUGAACCGCUUCUACGAGAACAUCAUGCAGGCAAUUUUGCGGCACGUUAAUUUCGAUAUUGUCAAGUGUGUUAUUGUAGCGAGCCCGGGGUUCGUCAAGGACCAGUUCAUGGAGUACAUGAUUCAGCAGGCUAUAAAAACUGAUAAUAAAUUGUUGCUGGAGAACAAGAGCAAGUUUAUGCUGGUCCAUGCCAGCUCCGGGUUCAAACACUCGCUGAAGGAAGUCCUGGCUGAUCCUGCUGUGGUUACUAGGAUGUCUGAUACUAAAGCAGCUGGGGAAGUUAAAGCUCUUGAACAGUUUUAUACUAUUUUGCAAACUGAUCCUGCUAGAGCUUUUUAUGGGAAAAAACAUUGUCUUGCUGCUGCGGCUGCUCAAGCUGUUGAAACUUUGCUUAUUUCUGACAAAUUGUUUAGGUGUCAUGAUAUUGCUGAAAGGAAAGAAUAUGUUGAGUUGGUUGAAAGUGUAAGAGAAUCUAAUGGAGAUGUUAAAAUAUUUUCAAGCAUGCACGUUUCUGGAGAACAACUCGAGCAAUUGACGGGUAUAGCAGCAAUUUUGAGAUUCCCAAUGCCAGAGCUGGAAGACGAAAGCGACGGCGACGAUUCCUCUGAAGAAGAUUGACAGGAGUAUUCCGUAUGAUAGUUAAUUUUUAUGUUUUAUAACCGUGGCAAUUUAUAAUUAAUUAACUAAACAAAAGUGUCUUAAUCAUCAUGGAUUAUAUACAAUGUUAAUUUAUUGUACAAACAGUUUAAAUAAUUUAUUAUUAUCUAAGAUCAUA
Cotesia glomerata is the source of this 1565-nucleotide messenger RNA. RefSeq names its product protein pelota. Gene Ontology annotation, cellular component: cytoplasm. The record is from RefSeq and is a predicted model, not a curated record. NCBI's taxonomy places the organism in Eukaryota, Metazoa, Arthropoda, Insecta, Hymenoptera, Braconidae. Gene Ontology annotation, biological process: nuclear-transcribed mRNA catabolic process, no-go decay; ribosome disassembly; nuclear-transcribed mRNA catabolic process, non-stop decay. The coding region runs from base 248 to 1408 and encodes 386 amino acids. The transcript has 7 exons.